Molecule: messenger RNA, 786 nt
Organism: Saxophila tyrrhenica
Lineage: Eukaryota; Fungi; Ascomycota; Dothideomycetes; Mycosphaerellales; Extremaceae
Exons: 2
Coding region: 1-786 (261 amino acids)
Source: RefSeq, a predicted model, not a curated record
AUGUCGAGCUCAGACGCCUGGCGAGACGGUUUCCAGCUGUCCUCGCUCAUCGCCGUCUCGGAAACCGACAUUCUCCGCACCGCAGACAACGACCCAAGCAUGCAGUCAGACAGCACUGUCCUCCUUUUUCUCCAAGACGGCAUGAAAUGGCUGGAGGAGACUGCGGCAACCUUUCGCGCAUCCUCACAGCCGGGCGCUGCUAAUAACUUUCUCCCCUCUCAGUACAUCAACCGUCCCAGCGCCAUCCAACGUCAGCGACAGGAGCGGGAAGCAAGAGACGCUGAAGGUUUUCCGGACCUGAAUCAAAUGCCCCACGGCCUUGGCAGCUUUGAAUGGCUGGACUCUGUCCACGAUCCGCCGCUCGCUCAGGUAUUGGGUCUUGAAACUCCUGUAGACAUUCUUGUGGCACGACAAUUCGGUGCGUUGGAUGGCAUGGGCGACCUCGACCGCCCACGUACGGUCUUCUAUCCGGACGAGCGCUAUUUUGAACCGUCCCAAGUUCCCGAUGUUCCAGGUCGCUGGGAGUUCAUGACAACUCACGGUGACAGCAACGCUCGUGUACUUGCUCAAAUCAACUUCAACAACGAUCCGAGAAUCGACAACGUAGCGCCGACAGCACAGGACAUCUGGAAUCUCAGGCAACGCUUCCAAGGCGAGUGGCAGCGUGGAGAGCGCGAUGAUGAUCCGACGGAAGGGAUCGAGCUUGUCUGGAUUCCCAACGAUUUUGCGGGUGCAAUGGAAGCGGCUGCUCGUCAUGGAAUUGCAGGCAGCAGUCACGAGCAGUAA